Messenger RNA from Parastagonospora nodorum SN15, 1746 nucleotides. RefSeq lists its product as hypothetical. The record is from RefSeq and is a predicted model, not a curated record. Gene Ontology annotation, cellular component: cytosol. Lineage: Eukaryota; Fungi; Ascomycota; Dothideomycetes; Pleosporales; Phaeosphaeriaceae. The coding region runs from base 1 to 1746 and encodes 581 amino acids. The transcript is spliced from 5 exons. Gene Ontology annotation, molecular function: asparagine synthase (glutamine-hydrolyzing) activity.
AUGCGACGCGCCCCAGACUUUGCAAUUGCCCCUCCUAUGCCCCUCCGCGAUAUUGUUGACAUGUGGCUGACAAGCACAAAGGCACCCCGAUGUGCAGAAGUUCAAGCCGACUGCCCUGAAAAUGGGCAAGGCGCAGUCCUUGUCCACGAGCGUUUGAGUAUCGUCGGUGUUGACUCUGGCGCUCAGCCGCUUGUCAACGAGGACGAGACCGUCUCGCUCGCCGUCAAUGGCGAAAUCUACAACCACAGAGUCCUGCGUAAGGGCCUGAAAACACCAUACAACUUCAAGACACACUCAGAUUGCGAGGUUAUCAUUCCUUUGUAUCUUGAACAUGACAUCGACGCGCCACGGAAACUCGACGGUAUGUUCUCAUGGGUUCUCCAUGACAAGAAGCAAGAUCGCAUUAUUGCCGCAAGAGACCCUAUUGGAAUCACCACAUUCUACAUGGGCAGGUCAAGCACAACACCUGGUGCUGUCUUCUUUGCAUCGGAGCUCAAAUGCCUGCAUCCCGUUUGCGACAACAUCAUUUCCUUCCCUCCAGGUCAUGUUUACGACUCAAAAACCGACGAGCUGAAGCGAUACUACGACCCCAAGUGGCUCGUCGAGCCUGAAAACAUUCCCACCACACCCGUCGACUACAAGGAGCUGAGGACAUCAUUUGAGCAAUCAGUGCGAAAGCGCAUGAUGGCAGAAGUGCCCUUUGGUGUACUGCUCUCUGGUGGACUUGACUCGAGUCUGGUAGCUUCAAUCGCGCAAAGGGAAACCCAACGGCUGAACGAGGCGACAAGGAAACGGGCUGCCGAGACCAAGGGUGCGGUAUCCAACCAGGAGAACGAGCUCGUGGGUAUUGAUGACCAGAACGAGCUCCAGACGGAUUUGCUGCUUGGUCAGCUCAACUCUUUCUCCAUCGGUCUUCCCAACGCCCCAGACGCCAUUGCUGCGCGUGAGGUGGCCGAUUUUCUCGGAACCAAGCACCACACCUUCACCUUUACGAUUGAAGAUGGUCUCAACGCACUCACAGAUGUCAUCUUCCACCUCGAGUCGUUCGAUGUCACCACAAUCCGUGCCUCCACACCUAUGUUCUUGUUAGCACGAAAGAUCAAGGCCAUGGGUGUCAAGAUGGUGCUUUCAGGAGAGGGCAGCGACGAAAUCUUUGGCGGAUACUUGUACUUCCACAACGCGCCUGACAAGGCUGCCUUCCACCAGGAAUGUAUCCGCCGAGUCAAGAACUUGCAUCUCGCGGAUUGCCUGCGCGCCAACAAAUCGACCUCCGCAUGGGGAGUCGAGGCACGCGUGCCCUUCCUCGACAAGAACUUCCUCAACGUCUCCAUGAACAUCGACCCUGCCGAGAAGCUGCACACCAAGGAGCGCAUCGAGAAGUACAUUUUGCGAAAAGCCUUCGACACCACCGACGAGCCCGAGACGCAGCCAUACCUGCCCGACCACAUCCUCUGGAGACAGAAGGAGCAGUUCUCUGAUGGUGUUGGGUACGGGUGGAUUGAUGCGCUCAAGGACAACGCUGAGCUGCAUGUCACGGACGAGAUGAUGAAGAACCCCAAGCCCGAAUGGGGCAGCGAUAUUCCCGACUCCAAGGAGGCGUACUGGUACAGAACUAUGUUCGACGAGCACUUCCCUAGCUACUGUGCAAGCACCGUCAUGCGAUGGACGCCAACGUGGAGCAACCAGACGGAUCCUUCUGGACGUGCCAUCGGCGUCCACGCGCAAAAGUACGACACCGCGAAAUAG